AUGCAGCUCUCUCUCGCCCUGUGUCUUGUCUGCCUGCUGGUGCACGCAGCCUUCCGUGUGGUGGAGGGCCAGGGCUGGCAGGCCUUCAAGAACGAUGCCACGGAGAUCAUCCCUGAGCUGGGCGAGUACCCCGAGCCUCCGCCAGAGCUGGAGAACAAGACCAUGAACCGAGCGGAGAACGGAGGGAGACCCCCUCACCAUCCCUUUGAGACCAAAGACGUGUCCGAGUACAGCUGCCGCGAGCUGCACUUCACCCGCUACGUGACGGACGGGCCCUGCCGCAGCGCCAAGCCGGUCACCGAGCUGGUGUGCUCCGGCCAGUGCGGCCCGGCGCGCCUGCUGCCCAACGCCAUCGGCCGCGGCAAGUGGUGGCGCCCGAGCGGACCCGACUUCCGCUGCAUCCCCGACCGCUACCGCGCGCAGCGGGUGCAGCUGCUGUGCCCCGGUGACGCGGCGCCGCGCGCGCGCAAAGUGCGCCUGGUGGCCUCGUGCAAGUGCAAGCGCCUCACCCGCUUCCACAAUCAGUCCGAGCUCAAAGACUUCGGGCCCGAGGCCGCGCGGCCGCAGAAGGGCCGAAAGCCGCGCCCCCGCGCCCGGGGCGCCAAAGCCAACCAGGCCGAGCUGGAGAACGCCUAUUAGAGGCCGCCCGCCGCGCCGCGCCUCCCCCCACAACCCGCGCCCCGGCCCAGGCGCCCGGGUUUCUGCCCUCGGCGCGCGGUUUGAUUGUUUGUAUCUCAUUGUAAAUGCCUGCGACCCAGGGCAGGGGGCUGAGACCUUCUGGGCUUCGGCAGGAGGUAGCCAGGCCCUGCGGAUCCCGGGCGCCAGCAGAGCCCCCACUCCCUCGUCUCCGAGGGGGUCCCGCAGGGCAGGAGAGGGCGCUGAGAGUCACAGACACUGAGCCACGCAGCCCCGCCUACAGGGGCCGCCCACCUUUGCUGGUCCCACUUCCGAGGAGGCAGAAAAGCAAGCAUUUCACCGCCCAGGGGUUCUAAGGGAGCAGUGGGGGAGGAGGAAAGUCCCGGGACUGGUUAAGAAAGUGUGAUAAGAUUCCCUCUCCACUUCUCUGCCCCUCAAAAAGCCUUUAGUGCCUUGUUGUGCCAAGAACACAGGACCGGGGUCCGUAGGUCUGGUUUCUAGUCCGGUCUCUGCCGCUCACGUGCUGGAUGACCUUGGACCACACUCUUCUCUUUCUUGUCCUCAAUUUCCUAUUCGGAAAAUGGAGGUGGGGGUGGAGGAGUCUACGGUCACCUGAUUCCAAGGCCUUGCGUGUCUUUUGAAUGGGCAAAGGAGAGAGAGAGAGGUUGGGUUGAAAUGCUGCCAUGGUCACGUCCGGACUUCAGAGUUGUGAUGCCCGGAUCUGACAGCCAAAGAUGAAAAGCAAGUGUGGCCGUGGGGGUGGGGUGCGGGGUUGGCGUCGUUUUUAGGGCUGAC
Messenger RNA from Prionailurus viverrinus (fishing cat), 1431 nucleotides. RefSeq names its product sclerostin (gene SOST). The record is from RefSeq and is a predicted model, not a curated record. Lineage: Eukaryota; Metazoa; Chordata; Mammalia; Carnivora; Felidae. Bases 1 to 639 code for a protein of 212 amino acids. The transcript has 2 exons. Gene Ontology annotation, biological process: negative regulation of Wnt signaling pathway; negative regulation of BMP signaling pathway; ossification. Gene Ontology annotation, molecular function: BMP binding.